This is a messenger RNA of Camelina sativa (false flax), 906 nucleotides long. NCBI's taxonomy places the organism in Eukaryota, Viridiplantae, Streptophyta, Magnoliopsida, Brassicales, Brassicaceae. The record is from RefSeq and is a predicted model, not a curated record.
AUGGAGAAAAAGGUUAUUGGAGAUGUGACGGAGGAAUCUUCUUUGAAGAUAGUCUCUGUUAUUGACAAAGAUACCUACGGCUACGGCUCUGUGUCCAACAUUAAUAAUGAUUCCAACUUGGAGAAAUCUUACAUGAAGAAGACAUGUACGCUCAAACAUGCCGAGAAUCUCGAGAGGGAGCUUAAGACGAUGCUUCACUUCCACGCCAACCCUUUCAUCGUCCAAGCUUCUUGCCCUCAUCUUCACUUCGAGUGUAACACCAAAAGCGCGACUUUGUGUUACAUCUACCUGGAGUAUGCUUCCUUAGGCAAUCUCGACAAGAUGAUCUCUGAUGCUGGUGGGAGAUUGCCUGAAGAUAGUGUCAGACGCGCCACUCGUAUGAUUCUACAAGGACUCAAGGCUAUUCACGCGGAAGGUUACCUCCACUGCGACCUCAAACCCUCCAAUGUUUUUGUCUUCCCUUCCAGCAGACCUGGAGAGCCAUGGGAUCUCAAGCUUACUGGUUUCGGCUUAUCCAAAGAUCCUACUAUGGACACUAGCCUAUUGUUUCCUGGACCCCGUACGGCGUAUAAGCCGCCUGAGGCCGGGUAUAUUGUUGGGGCGCCGGACAGAUUGAUCGGACCCGCCAGUGAUGUAUGGUCUCUAGGGUCUACGGUUCUUGAUAUGUUUGGGGUAAUACAUCUGCCUCCGGUGGCAGAGUACUUCUGGCAACGGUGCUCUGAGCGGCAGCCUGCAGAUAGGGCAACUGUGGAUGAGCUCUUGGAACAUCCUUUUGUGUCUGAGAAACCUUCAUCCUUUCUUGAGGUUUCCUUCUUCAAUAUGGAACAGUCGUAUAUAAUACGUGAUGAAUUGAUUCCAAAAUAUCCAGACCCUUUCGGCCUCUACAAUGUAAACAUCUGCGAGUGA